This is a messenger RNA of Piliocolobus tephrosceles (Ugandan red Colobus), 941 nucleotides long. RefSeq names its product C-C motif chemokine 3. Gene Ontology annotation, cellular component: extracellular region. Gene Ontology annotation, biological process: antimicrobial humoral immune response mediated by antimicrobial peptide; positive regulation of GTPase activity; inflammatory response. Gene Ontology annotation, molecular function: chemokine activity; CCR chemokine receptor binding. NCBI's taxonomy places the organism in Eukaryota, Metazoa, Chordata, Mammalia, Primates, Cercopithecidae. The coding region runs from base 32 to 478 and encodes 148 amino acids. The transcript has 4 exons. The record is from RefSeq and is a predicted model, not a curated record.
GAAGCCAGCUCUCAGAAACGGAAUCACGAGUAUGGAGGGGGUUCCCCUAAGAAAUUCCAUUUCCCCAUCCGCCAGGGCUGCCUAUAAAGAGAAGGAGAGAUGGCUUCAGACUUCAGGAGGACACAGGCAGCAGAGAGUGGUCAGUCCCUUCUUGGUGCUGCUGACACUCGAGCCUACAUUCCAACACCUGCUCAGAAUCAUGCAGGUCUCCACUGCUGCCCUUGCUGUCCUCCUCUGCACCGUGGUUCUCUGCAACCGGAUCUCGGCAACAUUUGCUGCCGACACGCCAACCUCCUGCUGCUUCAGCUACAUCUCCCGGCAGAUUCCACAGAAUUUCAUAGCUGACUACUUUGAGACCAGCAGCCAGUGCUCCAAGCCUGGUGUCAUCUUCCUAACCAAGAGAGGCCGGCAGGUCUGUGCUGACCCCAGUGAGGAGUGGGUCCAGAAAUACGUCAGCGACCUGGAGCUGAGUGCCUGAGGGGUCCGGAAGCUUCGAGGCCCAGUGACCUCGGUGGACCCAGUGGGGAGCGAGAGCCUGAGCCUUGGGAACAUCCCUGUGACCUCCACAGCUACCUCUUCUAUGGACUGGUUGUUGCCCAAUAGCCACUGUGGGACUCUUUUUAACUUAAAUUUUAAUUUAUUUAUACUAUUUAGUUUGUGUAAUUUAUUUUCGAUUUCACAGUGUGUUUGUGAUUGUUUGCUCUGAGAGUUCCCCUGUGCCCUCCCCCUUCCCUCACACUGUGUUUGGUAACAACUGACUGUCAUUUGCCUGCUGUAGACAGUCAUGGUACCAAAGCCACCAGACUGACCAAUGUGUAUCGGAUGCUUUUGGUCAGGGCUGUGAUCGGUCUGGGGAAAUAAUAAAGAUGCUCUUUUAAAAGGUAAACCAGUAUUGAGUUUGGUUUUGUUUUUCUGGCAAAUCAAAAUCACUGGUUAAGAGG